AUUUGGUCAUCUGUUGUUUUGACAGCCCUAAAUUGCACAGUGUAUACCAAACUUUACUGUAGAGAUCUUCAGGGUGUGUCCAACUGGAAGGAGACCUAAGGGUAGAUUCAGGACUCCUCUGAAGUAUUACACAUCUUGUGGAGGCAAGUAAUGGAUUAGGGAUUUCUUCUUGAAUGCUUAUCUUCUUUGUAGGGCACAAGUAUCUUGUGAUUUUUCAGUACCUCAUGUGGCCUGGGAACGCUUCUGAAUCCCCCAGGAAGAGCUGGACUUGCCUUGCCUGCUGCCACCAUGAUCUGGCCCUGGAUAAACAGAAUAAUUGGAUGACUCGUCACCCGUCCAACCCCGAGGUGAGAAUGCCUUACUCUGGCCUCCGUCCCCUUUUUAACCAACCUGAUGGUGCAGAACCGAGUCACAUAGGACGGGAUGAAUGAAUUUGUUUGCCUGGAAAGGGCCGUGGCAGCCAUGGCGUCAGAGCCCAGUACCCAGUCCAGGGUGAUGUUCCAGGCGGCGGACAAGACGCAGGAGCCGGCGCACCGCAAGCUGGGCAAGCUGACGGUCAAAUACGACCGCAAGGACCUGCAGAGGAGGCUGGAUAUCGAGGAGUGGAUCGACGGGCAGCUGCACCUGCUGUUUGACUGUGAGGAGGAGGAGAUUCCUGAGUUAGAGAUCGACAUAGACGAGCUCCUGGAGCUGACGGAUGAGGGCCAGAGAACUCGGCUGCAUGAGUUGUUGCAUGAAUGUGGGAAGCCAAAAGAGGAUUUUAUCAACGGGCUGCUCUACAGGAUAAAGGGUCUACGCAAAAUGUCAGGCCCCUUGAAGAAAUAAUUAUAGGUCAAAUAAAGAAUUGAGACAACGUGGAGCCUCUGAUCUUCCCACCACCCCUGCGUUAAUGUUUGGAUGCCUGAAUGUGCGCUUCACGUCUGUGGGACUCUUUCCGCCCUCUCUCCCCUCCUGGAUCAGCAUCUGCCUAACACCAGAGCAGCCGGGUUAUGAAUGGAUUUUUUAAUUAUUAUUAUUUCACUUUAAUUUAUGGACUGCUAUUACAUUUUGUCUCCCAUAAACAAACCAAUAAUGCACAUGUGAUAAAAGCUGUAAUGAAUCUUACUCAGAUGGACUGUUUAUUUUGUGUUUUUUUGGUGUAAGACUGUACAUUUUUGGUUGCCUAUUUAUGUACAUAAAUUUUGUUCUGAUAACAGUGUUGUAUGUUGAAAUAAAAUGGGAUGUUUUCAAGACAAGGCUAUUGAUGCUUUAUGGAAACAGAUGCAUCUGAUUUCCAGCAGUGCUGUGUCAUCAGAUAUUACUCAUUAAACAGACACAAAUAAAUAUCGACAUGUCCAUUUAGCUCAUCAAUUUACAGUUAAGCUACCCUGUUACUACACUUACUCUUUAAAACUGUUUUAAAACACCCUUUAAAGAACCAUAAUGUCCUACUGUCCAGAGACAGCUUAAAAGUUUACAGUAGCAUGGCUCUCUACAGAUCAGCAAGCUUUUGUUUUCUGGCGUAAAUUUUUCAGCAGACCGAUUGAAACAAAGGAGAUGUUGACAUAUCAGCUCUAGGAGUAAACACAGUGAAAUCAGCAGCAGGAAGAGUCCAUUAAGUAUGCAUCCAUUACCCUCCUCAUCCAUUUCCUGUCUGACAUGGCCAGAAAAAGGCAAACGUGGUAACAGCCUCCAUGCAAACCUUAAUGGAGCAGAGCCCCCAGAGGAGAGUGUAAUUAUGGUUUCUCCUCUAGCUUGACAGUAAUGCAGGCUGAUGAAACAGCACUCCGGCUUUCUAUGCAUCAUACACAGAGGGUCUUUUUGCUAAAGGAUCCAUUAUGGUCAUUUAUUUGUUUUGACCCCCCUUAAAAUCUAGCUUCUCUGACACAGAGACCAUUCAUACAGUCAAGACUACAUUUCUGACAAGGCCUGCCAGCUUAUGGUGGUUUUUAAAAUGGCGAUAUUAGUGAUCAAAAGUUAGAAUUACUGCCGCAUCGUAUGCCUCAGUCACCCAGCUAAGUUUACAUCCCUCAGUUUUUCAGAGUGGGACUGUAAAUGGAUGGGACAGAAGAUAAAUGUAGGUUUAUUUAAAGCUCCUGUGGAGAACUUUAGGUCUGAGCCAAUUUUAGCAAUUCAUGUAGACAAAGAGUCACCUCUGAUUGCCUAUUAACACUUGCACAAAACUUCUGAAAACUUUCUGAAUUCUCCUCAGUGAUCUGCAUGUCUGAAAACAAACAGACAUUUUUUAAAUUUUACCCUACAUUUCCCUUCAAUUCUCCUCGCAUCUCCUUCUUUGCCUGGCAGGUAAACUGCAGGAAACUGUCCUGCUGUGAGGGAUAAGGAUGAACAAAAUAGUCAGGAAAUUUCUUUGGAAGAAUAUCCUGAAAUUGGUGCAUGUGUUAAAAGGCCUUCUGUGUGACACCUACCCUUCAGCAGCAGCUUUAAAAAUAAGCACUAAAAAACUAUAUAGAAAUCAUCAUAUUUCAUAUACAGUGCUUUCAGAAAGUAAUCAGACCCCCUUCAGUUUUUUUCAAUUUUGUUAUGUUGCAGCCUGAUACUUCAGUCGAAAAAAAUCCUUUUCAUUUUCAUAAAUCUACACUCAGUACCCCAACAUGACAAAGUGAAAACAGAUUUUAGAAAUUUUUGCAAACUUAUGAAAAAUAAAAAGCUGAAAUAUUAUAUUGACAUAACUAUUCAGACCCUUUAGUUUAGCUCAGAUGCCUCACCAGUUCUCUUGAUCGUUGCUGAGAGGUUUCUACCCCUUGACUGUAGUCCACCUGUGGUAAGAUAAGUUGAUUGGUCAGGAUUUGGAAAGGGUCGCACAUCUCUGUAGAAGG
Cheilinus undulatus (humphead wrasse) is the source of this 2816-nucleotide messenger RNA. It is a transcript of the gene ppp1r14d, whose product is annotated as protein phosphatase 1 regulatory inhibitor subunit 14D. The coding region runs from base 424 to 825 and encodes 133 amino acids. Gene Ontology annotation, cellular component: cytoplasm. Gene Ontology annotation, molecular function: protein serine/threonine phosphatase inhibitor activity. Gene Ontology annotation, biological process: regulation of phosphorylation. The record is from RefSeq and is a predicted model, not a curated record. The transcript has 6 exons. Lineage: Eukaryota; Metazoa; Chordata; Actinopteri; Labriformes; Labridae.